GUAGCAAUUUUUAUUUAAAAUUUCAGCAUGAACCACUGAUCGAGGUAUAAAUUUAACUUGAUCUCGAUAUAGAUAUAUACAAUCCUUUCCCACCCCCAACCCAGAAAAAGCGCACAAGCAUACAUAUCUAUGCAUCAAUAUAAUUCUUAUUUAUUCUCUCUCUCACACACACAUUCGCUGUCUUGUCAUUAAAGGGAAGUCAAAAAAAUGAGUUUAAAUAGAAUAAGAAUAUCAUGAUGAAUCACUCUCUUUAUUCUGCCACAUCUACUUCUCCAACGUCUUCUUGCGGUAAAUUAUAUAUAUAUACAAUCAAACUGAGAAGUUAAUGUUUUGUUGUGUAAAUCACAUUGACAGAAAAACGAAUCAACAGAAUGUGGGGGCGUGGCAUACAGGAUGUACACGGCAAUAGAUGCACAUACCAUGUCUCAGUGAAUUUAUCGACGACUUUGACAUGAACCAGAUAAGGUCUGUGAAUAUUUGCACACAAUCUGUACCACGGACGUUUAUAAAACAAGUUCGCGAUCGGAUCUGUACCUCGAUCUUCUGUAGGGAUCAAAUCGGCUAGCUGAAACUCCAGUGGAGCUCUCUAUGGUAUAAGUGUACUUACGCUACAUAACCCGAAUAAGACGUUUUAAAAUAUGUUUGCCUUACUGUUUUAGACCUUUUUUGCUUCAGUUAAAUCCCUGAACUUUCCAGAAUACCCGGGUUUAGUGAAAGAUGUACACUGAUUUUUGAUAUAAUAAAGAUAGUCAUACAAUAUUUUUGAGUGCACCACAACAUCAUUGCACCACAAACAUGGCGGGGUCCAGCACUUCGAGUGCUGAAGCACUGAAACGUUUCGCUGCGAAAGUCGCUGUCUCCAGCACUAAAGAACGCGUAAACGCUCUACAAGAUGUUGUAAAAUUCGUCACUAAUGGAGAUCUGCCAGAACCUGCAGUCAAAGGAAUUUUCAGGUUUCUGACUUCUGCUCUCGGUCGCUACCACGAUGCAGGAUCCAGACGUGCUUCAUUCAAGCUUGUUUCUGCCGUCACAAAAGCUUACCCUGAAUCCAGUGUUAAAAACAUAGUGUCAGCUUUGUCAAGUUUUGCUGAAAGUUGCAAAAAGAAAUACCAUCCUGACAAAAGUACUUCGGGGGAUGCAUUAUUUGCAUUGAGCUGGACCUGUAUUGUAUUGAGAGAAGGGUUAGUGCAAAAUGACAUCUCAGAGCAAAGCCUGCAGCAACUGGUUGGUCUGCAGUGUCUACUUGUAUAUGGUACCUGUUCAGUGGACAGGAGAGUACUUAAUGAAGCUGCCUACCGUAAACUCAGACACGUGUGGAUGGAGGUGCCAGGCUCUGUGGAGAAGUUCCUGCAGUUGUUGGAGAAAGUGGAGCCAGCAGAUCACAACAUGUGUUGUUGUGCCUUAGUUCUGCAGUACUUGACAACCACCAAAAACAAAACUUUGUUGGAUCUAUACAAAGGAACAUUUUUGGAUCUAUACCUGAAGCAAGUCCUGUCCAGCCGCACCAAGCCACCACUUGCUGUUCUGGUGUCAUCCAGAGGAAUCCUUCGACAGUGUACUCACCAGGACUUUAAAGAGCAGGUGUUGCCAGCUGUUCAGAAGGCGAUGCUUCGCAAUCCAGAAAUUAUUCUUGGCACUGUGAGUAAGAUGUUGAGUGAUAUGAGUAUUGACCUCAGUCAGUAUGCCACAGACAUUGCAAAGCUUCUGGGAGCACCCAUUGCUUCAAAAGAUGAGGCAAUACGGAAAAUAGCGGUGGAUGCUGUCAGGAACCUGGCCGGUCAGUGUAGUGAUCCUGGAGCUGUAGAAAAGCUAGUCGUCCACUUUUUUGGUGUUUUGAAUGGGUCUGAGGGAAAACUGGCAGUUGCUGAUCAGAAAGUGAGUGUUCUUCAGGGCAUUGGAAACCUGUUCUAUAACACAGUCAGUGGUACCUCCUCACUGCAGGAACUAGCAACCAAAGUGACAGAACUCUUCCUGCCUACACUUCAGCAAGAGGUACAUGAAGGAACACUGGUACAUGCCCUGGCCAUGAUGUCACUAUGGUGCAGCAAGUUUUACACCCAUGUGCCAGACAAAUUGAUCCAGUGGUUUGAGAAAGGCCUGACGCUGAAGACAUCUACCUCUGCAGUUCGCAGUGCUUACUUCCUUUGCAUGAAUGCCUGUUUCCAUGGUGACACACUGCUGCAGGCAUCCCGUGUAUUGCCUCUCUUGCUGCAGACCGUUGAGAAGACCAGCAAGAUGCCUGGCCAGUCACAGUUGGUGACUGAGAUGCUAUCAGCUUCACGAAUACUAGUCAGGCUUGCUUCAGUUGAUAUUGAUGCAGAGUCCAAGCUGGGCCCAUUUUGGAGUAUGGUGGUCGAUAACAGCAAGCAGUGGAUUGUCAGUGAAAAGUUUCUCACCUCUGCUACCUGCGAAACUUUGUGCAGCCUGGUUUCUUUAGUGGAGCGACUUGUUGUCGACUUUCCUCAUAAGAUGACAGAAGUGAUCUUGCGGCCAUACUAUCGAGCUCUCAUCUUCUGCCUUACACAUCGUUCAUGGACUGUUCGUAGCCAUGCGCUGUCAACAACACGCAGGCUCUUAUCCCUUCUAGGAGGAGCUCAGAUUUCACUCUCUCUUGUUUCUGAAUUCAAAUCUGUUCUUGAAACGCAAAACCUGUCAGACCUAAGACUGCAAAUGGAAAAAGAUGAUGAGGGGAAAGGCAAUGAAGAGUCCAAAGUUAUCAAUCCCAAGAUUCUCUGCAAGGCCUUGCUGUCUGUGUGCUCGGUGGAAAAGGUUGAUAAACAGAAUGCUGAGGCGAUUGCCAUGGCCACACUUUUGCCAGCACAUCAUCCUUAUUUAGUUUACAGCGACCAGGACAUGUGGGUAGAAAUACUGCAAAAGCUCAAUCUGGACCCAGGCUAUUUUGUAGAGAAGCAUGCCACCCAAUGUCUGACAUUUGCCAAAACUGCCCAGAUGCUAGCUCCAAAUGUGGAGAAAGCUAUCAUGACGCUGUGCAGAAUACAUGCUGAAUCAACUGUGGGCCCUCUUAUUGACUAUGUGGCCAGCCUGAUCAGUAACACAGGCCUUGAUCAGGUCACGAAAGAUGAGUAUGGCAUCUUCCUCACGCCCGAAGGGGAGCUGUAUGAUCACACCAUCAUUGAGAAUGCAAUGAAGUCAACCACCAAAGAACAGAAUGUUAAGAGGGAGAACAAACUGUACUCCUAUGCGGAACAAAUGGCAGAGUUAGAGCUGAGAAAGGAAAUUGAGCAUAAAAGGGGGAAGAAGGUGGAAGAAAUGCCUAAACUGUCCAAGAAACAGGAGGAACUUCUGGCAGCUCAGCGCCUGCGAGAAUCAGAAACCAGGCAACGACUCACUGAGAUGUACAACCGCCUUUGCUGUGGCUGCAGUCUGCUGGAUGCAGCUCUGUUGGGAAACCCCAUGGCUUGUCGUCUCCACAUGAAUGCCAUUUGCAAUCUUCUUGUUCCACUGCUUGCCUCUCCUUUGGCAGGGCCUCGUGCCAGCCAAGUCUUCUUACGACUUGGCGAGGCAGCCUUUGAUGACAAACAGCUUGGAACGUUAGUCAGCAACGUGACACUACGACUGCUGGAGCCAGUCUGCAGCACACCCAGCCAGUGGAGUGAAGAGCCAUUGGCCGAGCAGGCUACGAGGACUCUUCAUUUACUUCUCACCUGCACCAAUGUUGACCCAGAAAACCCUGACCUCUUUCCUGCUCCAACUGUUGGGUUUUUGUACUAUUUCUUGGCCUCCAUCCUGAAAACUGGGGGAAAGGUAGUUGGAGGAGAUAGCACAGUUUGUUCAGAAGUUCUUGAGUUUGUGAGACUGCAUGCCACCAUGAGGAGGAGCUCGGAUAAAGAAGACAACAUAUCAGAGAUGGAUCCAGACCUGCUCCCAAGGCAGAAGCUGAUUGUACUGUGCUUGAAUGUCAUCGGCACCAUGGAGAUGGGCUUACAACAAGGAGCCUUGGCAGCAUUGUCAGAACUCGCCAGGUGUGCCAAUGGUGAUGAAUGUGCCACCACAGUGACCAACGAGGAAAUUUUUGAGCUUCUCAAAGCUCUGGAAUCUCCUUGCAUGGCAGUCCGAGAGGCAGCUCUGCAGUGCCUCCAAGAGCUGCAUGAAGUCCUUCCUGGAAUGGAUGAGGACUUUACUAUGUGGAUUCAAAUUGCUAAACGAGUUUGGAUUGCUUGUCAUGAUGUAGAUGAAACCAUCCAGAGCCUGGCAAAAUCCCUGCGAGCUGACCUUGAGAUGGAAGAGGCCCACUCAGAACUGAGUGGAAUGAUCAUCGAGGACGUCAGCCAUGAUGUGGAUAUUAUUCGGCGAGCAGCAGGAGGUGCUCUGGCUGAAGCAUUGACAAAACAUCCUGACCAGGUGCCGGUUGUCUUGACGCAGCUGCUUGACCUGUAUAACCAGCAGAACUAUCUGCCUCCUGUACAACUAGACCCACUAGGGCGCAAGAUAGAGGAACAAUCCCCUGACCAGUGGACAUCUAGAUCAGGUGUUGCUCUGGCCCUAGCUGAUUUGGCUCCACUGUUGCCUCAGGACCAGAUCCGACCUCUGUUUGAUUUCUUCGUUCCAACAGCUUUGGGUGAUCGAUCACCAGAAGUACGCUCCCAUAUGCGUGAUGCUGCCCUUGCGACAAUUAAUUCUCAUGGCAAGGAGAAUGUCAACAUGCUCCUACCAGUGUUUGAAAACUUCCUUGCAACUGCACCAGACACAGCCAGCAAUGACACCGUGCGGCAGAGCAUUGUUAUCCUCAUGGGAAACCUUGCCAAGCAUCUUGACCCAGACAACCCUAAAGUCCGACCAAUCGUUGCUCAGCUGAUCUCUGCACUUUCAACUCCCUCUCAAGAGGUUCAGGAAGCAGUUGCUAAUUGCUUACCACCAUUAGUGCCGUCCAUCAAGCAAGGUGCACCUGAACUGGUGCAGCGACUGCUGAUGUUGCUGCUGGAGUCGGACAACUUUGGUGAGCGUAAAGGUGCAGCUUAUGGCCUGGCUGGCCUGGUCAAGGGCAUGGGCAUUCUGGCCUUAAAGCAGCAGCAGGUCAUGGACACGCUCACCAAUGCAAUUCAGGACAAGAAGAGUCCCCGCAAAAGAGAAGGAGCCUUGCUAGCAUUCGAGAUGCUGUGCAAUAUGCUGGGUCGUCUGUUUGAGCCUUACAUUGUGCAUAUCAUCCAGCAUUUAUUGCUGUGCUUUGGUGAUGGUAACCAGUAUGUCCGAGAGGCAGCGGAUGAAUGUGCCAAAGCUGUGAUGCGGAACUUAAGUGCACAUGGUGUCAAACUUGUGUUGCCUUCUCUGCUUCGUGGACUUGAGGAAGACUCAUGGAGGACAAAGGCUGGAUCAGUGGAGCUGCUGGGAGCCAUGGCAUUUUGUGCACCAAAGCAGUUGUCAGCAUGUCUUCCCAGCAUUGUACCCAAACUGACAGAGGUGCUGACAGACUCUCAUGUCAAGGUGCAGCAUGCAGGAUCCCAGGCACUGCAACAGAUUGGAUCUGUUAUUAGGAACCCUGAGAUACAAGCCAUUGUCCCAAUCCUGCUGGAGGCACUGCAGGAACCCACAAAGAGGACAACAGUGUGUCUGCAGAAGCUGCUGGCCACAAAAUUUGUGCAUUUCGUAGACGCUCCUUCUCUUGCCCUCAUUAUGCCAGUUAUUCAGCGUGCAUUUCAGGAUCGUGUUACCGAGACACGUAAAAUGGCAGCACAGAUCAUGGGCAACAUGUACUCUUUGACAGAUCAGAAGGAUUUGGCGCCUUACCUUCCAUCAGUCAUCCCUGGUCUAAAGCAAUGUCUGCUGGAUCCUGUACCAGAGGUACGCAGUGUAUCAGCCCGGGCGCUGGGUGCCAUGGUUAAAGGCAUGGGCGAGGGAACUUUUGAUGACCUUCUUCCUUGGCUUAUGGAGAAACUAGUAUCAGAAAACAGUUCCGUAGACAGAUCUGGAGCUGCCCAAGGUCUCAGUGAGGUGAUAGGAGGCAUGGGACUGGAAAAACUGCAGAAAUUGAUGGGUGACAUCAUCACGACCGCCGAACGGGUGGACUUGAUGCCACACGUCCGUGACGGCUAUAUCAUGACCUACAUUUAUUUGCCGGCUGUCUUUGGCACUGACUUUGCUCAGUAUGUUGGCCCAAUUCUGCCCUCCAUUUUACAGGCUCUUGCGGAUGAGAGUGAAUUUGUCAGAGAUACAGCACUCCGUGCUGGACAGAGAAUAAUUUCACAGUAUGCUGACACAGCCAUUGAAUUAUUGCUGCCAGAACUAGAGCGGGGCUUGUUUGACGACAAUUGGCGCAUUCGCUUCUCUUCUGUGCAGUUGCUUGGAGAUCUGCUGUACAAGGUUUCUGGCGUCUCAGGUAAAAUGAGUACAGAAACAGCAGAUGAAGAUGACAAUUUUGGAACAGAGUCUUCUCAUCAGGCCAUAAUGGGAGCUUUAGGUUCUGAUCGCCGCAAUCGUGUCCUGUCUGGCUUGUACAUGGGUCGCUCUGACACAGCGCUGAUGGUGCGUCAGUCAGCCCUGCAUGUGUGGAAGGUCAUAGUACACAACACACCUCGCACUCUGAAGGAAAUCCUGCCAACCCUCUUCUCUUUGCUUCUGGGUUGUUUGGCUAGCACCAGUCAUGACAAACGCACGGUGGCUGCAAGAACCCUAGGAGACAUAGUGCGAAAGCUUGGAGAGCGAGUGCUGCCAGAAAUCAUCCCUAUCCUGGAGAAAGGUCUCGACUCAGAAGAGGCUGACCAGCGUCAAGGAGUUUGCAUUGGGCUUACAGAAAUCAUGGGCUCCACAAGUCGUGAUCAUGUGAUCGUCUUUGCUGACAGCUUGAUUCCAACAGUUCGUCGUGCACUGUGUGACCCUCUACCUGAGGUUAGGCAGGUGGCUUCCCAUACCUUUGACCAUCUGCAUUCUAACAUUGGACAGAGGGCUCUAGAUGAAAUCCUUCCUUACCUUCUUGAGCAGCUGGUGAAUCAAAGUAUGUCAGACCGUGCAUUAGAUGGGCUGAAGCAAGUCAUGUCAGUCAAGAGCAAGGUUGUUCUGCCAUAUCUCGUCCCUCAGCUGACGGCACCUCCUGUUAACACAAAAGCUUUGUCACUGUUGACAUCAGCAGCAGGUGAUGCUUUAACUCGCCACCUGGGUAAAAUCUUACCAGCCCUCAUGUCUUCCCUGAGCCAGAAGAUUGGCAUGCCAGAUGAAGAGCAGGAACUUGAGUACUGCAAAAAGGUGGUGCUGUCGGUGCAUGAUGAUAUUGGGGUCCGCACCAUUAUGGAAGACUUGCUCAGCACCAUGGCAGCAGCUGGCUCUGGAAAUGCAAAGCACAUUGCACUGUCCUGGGCAGCUGUGACAAUGCUACAGGCUUUCUGUAGUCACACACAGGCAGAUUACUCUGAAUAUCUACCACAACUAUUCCGUGGUCUGAUCCAGCUUUUUAUUCAGACAGAUGAACCGCUGCUGGUGGCAGCUUGGUCGUGUCUUGAUGCUAUCACAAAGAAACUGGAUGCUAGUGAUAUGGUAUCUCACAUUGUCAGCGUACGGCAGGCUGUCAAGUUUGCCCUUUCUGACUUCAAGGGCAAAGAAUUACCUGGGUUCAGCAUCCCUAAGAAGGGCAUAGCACCACUUCUUCCCUUGUUUCGAGAAGGUAUCCUGAAUGGAACACAAGAAAUCAAGGAAGCAGCUGCUAUCGGAUUGGGUGAACUGAUUGCUCUGACCAGUGCAGAAGCUCUCAAACCAUCUGUGGUCAAUAUCACAGGCCCACUGAUUCGUAUCCUUGGUGAUCGCUUCACAUGGAACGUGAAAGUGGCUGUCCUGGAAACACUGACAUUGCUUCUGAGCAAGGUUGGCAUGAUGUUAAAGCCUUUCCUACCCCAGCUGCAGACCACAUUUGUCAAAGCCCUGAAUGACCCCAACCGGUCUGUGCGACUUAUGGCAGCUGCUGCUUUAGGCAAGCUUAUCGUAAUUCAUGUACGCGUGGACCCACUGUUCACUGAGCUGUAUACAGGUGUCAAAGCAGCAGAUGAUGCAAGCAUCAAAGAUACUUUCCUACAAGCUCUUCGGUACUGCAUCCAAGGUUCUGGAUCCAAGAUGGCUGAUACUCUAAGGAAGCAAAUUCUUCAGACUCUGCAGUCCCUGCUCAGUUUCUCAGAAGACAGCACACGCACAACAGCUGCAGGAUGUUUUGGCUCGCUUUGUACAGUCUUACCGGAUGCUGAACUGUCUGAAGUCAUGAUUGACCAGUUAUUAGAUAUAGAUCCCAGUACUGACUGGACUUUAAGGCAUGGCCGCAGCUGUGCCCUAAGUGUUGCUUUAAAGGAGUGCCCACAACGAUUAUGGACACCUGAACUCAAGAAGACGAUUACACACACUGUGACUCAGCUAGCUAAUGCAGACAGAAUUCCUAUUUGCCUCAGUGGGGUGAGAAGUGUGGGCUUUCUUCUCAGAUACUUGGUGGAACAGGGGGACAACUCCUCAGAUAUUUCAGAACUGGUUGCAAUUCUAGUCAAGAGCCUCAAGUCUGAUGCCAACGAUGUCAAACAACUGGUAGGACAGAUGCUGACCUAUGUUGGUGAGGCUGCUUUGCCAGGUGCCAGCAGUGGGAGAGGCACAGGUGAUGGGACUGUUUGUAUUAGCACCAGUAUUCUCCGCAUGCUGGUGCCAGCCUUGGUGAUGGGAACGAAGGAGAAGAACACCAUGGUCCGUGUGGCGUGUGAGACAGCACUGGUGACGCUGCUGCAGCUGAGACAAGGGGACAGUCUGUAUCAGAACACCAUAUCAGUUUUGGAAUCAGGGAUGCAGGACUCCUUGAAGGAAGUUUACACCAAAUCUCUGAAGAAACUGGCUUCACAGAAUGAGCCUGGCUUCGAUAACAUUGAUGACACCGUCCUGAGAUAAACACUUCACUCGUAGCAGAUGGGAUGACGGUAUAGAUCCAUAUCUUCGGAUCCCUGACUGGCAGUGGAUUUUCAGAUUGCUACAUGCAUGCGACUUGCAAGAAGAAGCAUGUUGUAGUAAAGUGUUCUGUGGGAAGGAUAACACAAGUAGUGUACAGCCACUGCAAGAGAUCUUGCGUGGGUCUCUGACUUUUUUAAUGAAGCAAGAGUUUGCUCUUGAGCAUCCCUUUCAAGAUUUCAUAGUGUUGAGUUGAAUUGAAUUUUUUAAAAAAAAGAAAGCAUCUUUUGGCAUUUGACUAUUUGGAAGAAAAAACCAGCAAUGUCUACAAAUGUCUUAUUGUCUUACCAUCAAAUGUGCAGUCGUGACAAGUUACUGACUUAUGUCAUGCGGAGGUGCUUGAUAUCUAGCUUAAUAAAAUAUGUUAUGGGAAAAUAAUUGCCUUUUUGCGCCAUUUAUUUCAAGAAUUUAUCUUUGUAAGUUAAAAGAUUCUUUUGCUUCUGGACUAGAUUAUUCUGAUUUAUGAAAACUUAAAAUUACUUUCAUUUUGAAAAUGAUAAAGUGACUCCCCACAUUUUAAAAGUGCUUAAAAUCCAGAAGGCGUGUUCUCUCCAAUAUUUUUUUAAUAAUGUUUUUUUUUAAAUGUCUUGUUCCAUUAAUUUCAAAAUAAAAUGUGCCCAUUUCUCAACAAGGCUUUAAAAAUCAUGGCAAUGAGAAUGCCCCUAAAAUGUUGCUCCUUUUGUGAUUGCAAAAAAGAAUGCCCCCAUAUUCCUUUUAGUUUUUGAAUUACUGAAAGUGACACAUCAUUAGUUCAAGUUGGGAACUUGGUAAGGCUUGGGUUGCUUGAGUAUUUGAAGAGUCUAUUCACUGGUUAAAUUUGAUCCUUAGUUUCAGCAAAAAGUAAAAGGGAAAAAAAAGAUGUGAAUACUUGUGCAAACCAGUUUUGAGAAGGUCUGCUGUUAUUUUUUACUGUCAGUCUUUUAAACACAACAUUUAGUAAUUAUGACGUGCUCCUUGUGAAAGUGGACAUGUUAUUAUCCAGUGGACAGCUUGAUAUUACUGUGGACGUGAUAUUUGUUACCUGUGAUUUCCUCAGUUUCUUGGUUGUCUGCUCUUUAGGGGGGGGGAAAGCAGGUUUGGAAGGAGUUAAUUGUUUUCAUCAUGAUUAUCUUUUUUGGGAUACAGUUAAGAAUUUUAAACAUUUGUAUCAAAACAGCGCUGUUUUGUGGUGCAUUUCUCUUUGUGAUUUUAUAUUUUGUGGGUAGGAACAUGCACAUGCAAUGUAUCCUCCCAGCAGCUUUUGGUAGUUUCUGUUAGUAAACCCAUUUCUUUCUAAAUUUCAAAAAAUUGAGGAAGCAGUAUAUGCUGGAUGCACUAGAUUUGGGGAACAAAAUCCAGUAAUUUGUCAUCGAGGGUUCAGGUAGUCAGGUACAGACUGGUAUGUUCAGAGUGAAUGACUGUUCAUUAUUUUGUGAAAGCUGUGGGGAGUAUGAGUCUAGCUGUCUGCUUUUUCUGGUAUGUUUUCCUGCGUUUGAUUGAUAACUGGCCUAUUUGCUGAUGACUGUAUAGAGAAUGGCAAAUAAAUGAUACCACACUGUA
Messenger RNA from Pomacea canaliculata, 10458 nucleotides. RefSeq names its product eIF-2-alpha kinase activator GCN1-like. Gene Ontology annotation, molecular function: protein kinase regulator activity; protein binding. The record is from RefSeq and is a predicted model, not a curated record. Lineage: Eukaryota; Metazoa; Mollusca; Gastropoda; Architaenioglossa; Ampullariidae. The coding region runs from base 796 to 8862 and encodes 2688 amino acids. The transcript is spliced from 52 exons. Gene Ontology annotation, biological process: regulation of translation; cellular response to amino acid starvation. Gene Ontology annotation, cellular component: cytosol.